AUGAAAAACCAUUAUGAUUUUGCGACUUCAUCUAAAUAAGCAGAGGCAGUUGUUGUUGAUACUAUAUCCUUCAAAGUAAUUAAAGUUGUUAAUUUUAAUAGUUUCAUGAAUUCGAUAGCUGUGUUGUUAAAAUAUUGUUAUAAAAGUUACAUUAGAGUUUAUCAAAUAGGAUUCAAAUAAUUCCCAUCUGA
Molecule: messenger RNA, 191 nt
Organism: Paramecium sonneborni
Lineage: Eukaryota; Ciliophora; Oligohymenophorea; Peniculida; Parameciidae
Source: the annotation of a GenBank genome assembly